Knipowitschia caucasica is the source of this 1056-nucleotide messenger RNA. NCBI's taxonomy places the organism in Eukaryota, Metazoa, Chordata, Actinopteri, Gobiiformes, Gobiidae. The record is from the annotation of a GenBank genome assembly.
AUGGGGGGCAUGGGGGUGGAUCUUCUUACUGACAACACUGUGCAGCAGAAGACUCUCCCCACCUCCUCUCUCUACUCUCUCCUUUACCUUCAGACCCUCCCCACCUCCUCUCUCUACUCUCUCCUUUACCUUCAGACUCUCCCCACCUCCUCUCUCUACUCUCUCCUUUACCUUCAGACUCUCUUCAGCUCCUCUCUCUACUCUCUCCUUUACCUUCAGACUCUCCCCACCUCCUCUCUCUACUCUCUCCUUUACCUUCAGACCCUCUUCAGCUCCUCUCUCUACUCUCUCCUUUACCUUCAGACUCUCCCCACCUCCUCUCUCUACUCUCUCCUUUACCUUCAGACCCUCUUCAGCUCCUCUCUCUACUCUCUCCUUUACCUUCAGACUCUCCCCACCUCCUCUCUCUACUCUCUCCUUUACCUUCAGACCCUCUCCACCUCCUCUCUCUACUCUCUCCUUUACCUUCAGACUCUCCCCACCUCCUCUCUCUACUCUCUCCUUUACCUUCAGACCCUCCCCACCUCCUCUCUCUACUCUCUCCUUUACCUUCAGACUCUCCCCACAUCCUCUCUCUACUCUCUCCUUUACCUUCAGACUCUCCCCACAUCCUCUCUCUACUCUCUCCUUUACCUUCAGACCCUCUUCACCUCCUCUCUCUACUCUCUCCUUUACCUUCAGACCCUCUUCAGCUCCUCUCUCUACUCUCUCCUUUACCUUCAGACUCUCCCCAGCGCCUCUCUCUACUCUCUCCUUUACCUUCAGACUCUCCCCACCUCCUCUCUCUACUCUCUCCUUUACCUUCAGACCCUCUUCAGCUCCUCUCUCUACUCUCUCCUUUACCUUCAGACCCUCUUCAGCUCCUCUCUCUACUCUCUCCUUUACCUUCAGACUCUCCCCACAUCCUCUCUCUACUCUCUCCUUUACCUUCAGACUCUCCCCAGCGCCUCUCUCUCUACUCUCUCCUUAACCUUCAGACUCUCCCCACCUCCUCUCUCUACUCUCUCCUUUACCUUCAGACUCUCCCCAGCGCCUCUCUCUCUACUCUCUCCUUAA